Molecule: messenger RNA, 468 nt
Organism: Knipowitschia caucasica
Lineage: Eukaryota; Metazoa; Chordata; Actinopteri; Gobiiformes; Gobiidae
Source: the annotation of a GenBank genome assembly
AUGCAGGAGCUGGAGGGGCGUGUCCAGGUGAGCUUCAAAGUCGAGCGUCUGCGGCUCUUUGAUGUGGCCUCAGACGCUCUUUCACAAACGCAGGAUUCUAGAACACAGAGCGGCACUGACGACCGCUUUAAUGUGACAGGGUUAAAGACCUCAGCACUCAGCAGGAGUGCGCUCAGCUGCCGUCUGCCGUGGACGCUCCGAAACAACACUUUUCUGUUUUCCUCCAGAGAGUGUCACCCGAUCAGCAGGAGGGUACAGGCCGGGCGCUGCGGGGCCAUUGUGUCCCAGUGUAGGGCCAGGCUUCUCAGCAGCAGCGAGGAGCUAGGAGCGGGUUUGGGCAGGUUUCUCUCCCGCUCCCAACUGUUUGAAGUCAGCCAAACGGGAUCCUAUGCCCAGUAUUUUAUGAUGCUUAACCUGGCAACCCUGCAGAACCAGACAUGCAAUUCCUUGACGCUGGGAGGCUUGUGA